AUGAUCGUGCACAUGGUGUUUGAGGAGACUGUGGAAGCGGGCACAAGCAAUGACACCGCUCCAACGGCCGUCGAGAGGGUGGAAAGCGUGUACUACUUGUCUUCGGCGAAUGCGACGGAAUCGGUGACGGUUGACGACCUGCCAGAGACCGGGCUCUCCUGGGAAGUGCUGCCGGCAACAGGAGCGGCGACGGCAGAAUUCCAUGAGGGCGAACGCACCGUGCGCGUGCGAGCCCGCGCUCACGCAGCACACGUCACGCUCAGGCUGGACCAGCCACAGCCGAAGCCGCAGCAACACGAGCAACGACGAGAGCACGCGGCAUCCGCCGCCACGGCCACGGGCAUGGAGCAUCCGCCGCAGCCACAGCCGCCGCACGGAGGACACCCGCGGCAGCAGGAAGUACCGCCCUUGUCGUCGGCACAGCAGUUGCCGCGGUUCCACGCGAACGACGGAGGUUUUCACGUGUUCCCAUGUCGCUCCCACGAUCUACAGGUACGCUACCGCGGGAAUAGCCAAGACCUCGAAGGUGGCUCGUCGGGGAUCAAGGCAGAAUCGCUGAGGGAGUUGCUGGCGGCAAUCGAGGCUGGAAAGGGAGACCAGCCGGGAGGCUCGCACAUGGGCCGGGUGUAG
Ectocarpus siliculosus is the source of this 630-nucleotide messenger RNA. The record is from the annotation of a GenBank genome assembly. Lineage: Eukaryota; Phaeophyceae; Ectocarpales; Ectocarpaceae.